Messenger RNA from Penicillium robsamsonii, 1218 nucleotides. RefSeq lists its product as uncharacterized. The record is from RefSeq and is a predicted model, not a curated record. The coding region runs from base 1 to 1218 and encodes 405 amino acids. Lineage: Eukaryota; Fungi; Ascomycota; Eurotiomycetes; Eurotiales; Aspergillaceae. The transcript has a single exon.
AUGAAGGGUACAUCUAUUUUUCAGUUCAAGUCCUGGCCCAAAAUUCAUCAGCCCUUACCUCGUACUCCACGGGAAUCUCAGCAACUGUUAAAUGCCCUCACAUCUUCCUUCCGUCGUCAAUUAGAUGGGGCUUAUCCCGUAUCAGGCAACAAUCAUGGUCGACCCCUCUCGAACCCUGAAUCAUCAGCACAUGCAACCGAUCAACAUUUGCAGAGCAUCCUUGAUAACCCUCUUUUCCGUAUCAUUCCGACCAGACCUAUCACACAAGAACCCACCACAUUGCAAAGCGUCGAGGGCCAGCGACGACUAGCCGAAGAACCCAUGGCAGUCUUUGAUCAAAUGGCUGCAACUGGCUCAGUCACUGCACUCAUAAUCAAUGAUUGUCUAAAGUCUCAACUUCUCCUUUCCAGGUCCCCCGUCGAUAUGAAAACAUCUCGGGUGGCAUCCAGGAUCGUUGAUUGGUAUUGGGCAUCAGAUGGCACGUCGAGGCAAUCCCUUCUGCGUUUGCGGUCAGUGACUACGUCUUUGACCAAGUUCAUGGUGGCGGAGGGAUUGCACGGUACUGUCAUGCAGUGGUUGCAAAUGCUCAUGAGCCUUGACCUAGGUAGUCAGAAUGGCCGGAUGACUGAAGGACUAGCACGGCAGACCUUUAAUCAUCUCCUUGUUGAUUUUAUAGAUGCAGAAGCCUGCUUUGGAAAUGGCUUCGGCUCCGCGAUGGCACAGUAUCUAAGAGUGUGCCAGAUGCAUUUCCAAAGUGCAUCUUCCCCUAAGUCAAGGAAACCGAUGCUCCUGGCUGCAGGCGCUCACCUGAGCCGCAUGGCCAUGGAGUACAAACCAUCGGGUGAGCAGGUAUCAACAUUAGUUUAUGAUCAGUUCAGGGAUACUGUUUCUGUACUGUCUCCUCGGUCCUUGCUGGUAGCAUCUGUGGCUGUCUGUCACCCAACAGAUCCUGAUCCACGCCCAUUCCUCCAAUUCGUGGCGAACCUCUCACCAAGCAAAUUCCAGGCUUGGAAUGAAAUUCGGCGUGAUGCUUUCUUCGAGAUAGGUUCGGAAGCUCUUCGCGUCCUCGUUGAUCAGAAGAGAUUCCGCGAUAUCUCCCGACUAGAGCAACAUAUUUCAGAAUUGCUACCGGAACAGCCAGCAGCUCCAGUUGAUGAGAAGUCACAUACAUCGUCUGAAGAAGAACAUCUCGGUCGUUUGAAUUGGGGGUUUACAUGA